This is a messenger RNA of Tilletiaria anomala UBC 951, 1439 nucleotides long. RefSeq names its product deoxyribose-phosphate aldolase. NCBI's taxonomy places the organism in Eukaryota, Fungi, Basidiomycota, Exobasidiomycetes, Georgefischeriales, Tilletiariaceae. Gene Ontology annotation, molecular function: deoxyribose-phosphate aldolase activity. Bases 150 to 1004 code for a protein of 284 amino acids. Gene Ontology annotation, cellular component: cytoplasm. Gene Ontology annotation, biological process: deoxyribonucleotide catabolic process; carbohydrate catabolic process. The transcript has 2 exons. The record is from RefSeq and is a predicted model, not a curated record.
CCGAUACCCCCGAAUCGAGCGCGGCUCUUCCCAGUCGACGUGCGUCGCCGGGUAGUUGGAAAUUCAGAGCCAGAGGCAGAGCCACGCCAUCUUCAUAUCCAAGCCAAAGCUCCAGGCCUUUGCGUCAAAUUUUUAUUUUAUUUUUUACAAUGACCUUUCAAGCGCCACUGCCGGCACACGUCGCAGCGCCCUCGACACUGGACGUGGACAUCGGCUCGCUCACGGCGCUCGCGUUGCACACGCAGCCCUUGCCCGCGCUGUACCCUGUGCCGGUACUGCUGCAGGCGCUCGUCAGCGGCAGUGGUAGCGCCGUGGCGGCGCUCAUCGAUCACACGCUGCUGGCGCCCUCGUCGUCGCUGAGCGCGAUCGAUGCCGUGUGCGCCGACGCUGUCGCGUGCGGCGCCAAGACUGUGUGCGUGAACAGCAGCGUCGUCUCGCAUGCCGUGCAGGCGCUGAAAGGCAGUGCUGUCUCCCCGAUCGCCGUCGUUGGAUUCCCGUUCGGCGCCGGCAACACCGCGGGGAAGGUCGCGGAGACGGUGCAGGCCGUCAAAGACGGCGCGAAAGAGAUUGACAUGGUGCAAAACAUCGGCCUGCUCAAGUCUGGCCUUUACGCAGCCGUCUGGGCAGAUAUUGCAUCCGUCGUGCACGCCGCGGCGGGAAGCCCAGUCAAAGUGAUCCUCGAGACAGCGCAGCUGACACCGCUCGAGAUCGCCAUCAGCUCGUACAUCGCUGUCGGCGCUGGCGCGCGCUUCCUCAAGACGUCCACAGGGUACGGCGGCUGUGGCGCCAAGGCGGAGGACGUGCGGCUUAUGUACGAGAUCGCGCAGCGCUACGGAAACGGCAAGGUCGAGGUCAAAGCGAGCGGAGGCAUCCGGAGCUUCGAGACGGUCAAAACGAUGGUUGCGCAUGGUGCGACCAGGGUCGGCGCGAGCGGGACCAAGGCAAUUGUUGCAGAGGCCAACGGAGGAGAAGCCUCCCAGCUAGCUGCCGCAGGGUCAUACUGAAAUUAUCCGGCAUAGACUUGCAAUACAUUUUAUUUCCAGACAACCAUCUAGGGGAUGCCAGGUAUUCCAUUCGGAUUGCAGUCAUUGCGCCUUUCCUUCCAAUCAGCUGACUCGAUUCUCAGAAACGAGGCAAGGCAGUCGCUGUCACCUCCUUUCCACUCCGUCGAAGCUGGAGGCGGGCUUGAUAUAUGGAAGCGCUGACCCCGAUGCCAAUGAGGUUCAGAACGGUGCGCCGCGAUUUGCUAGUUUCUGCUUCUAUAACGCCUGACGCUGCGAAUCGCCGAGAAAAUUUUUCCAGUCUCCUUAAGAGCCUCCUGGAGCACGGUCUUGCUCGGAGCCGUGCGGGGCACCCGGCAAGUGGGGAGGGAGCAGCGAACAGCAUGGGCCCGUUGCGCGCAAUGGCGUUUCGGUAGACCUGUGCAUCCUGGAAGCUGG